AUGGCUCAGUCUCUUGAUGUUGGUGUUCCAUGGAUAAUGUGUCAACAAAAUGAUGCUCCUCAGCCUAUGUUGAACACAUGUAAUGGCUUUUACUGUGACAAUUUUGUACCAAACAAUCCCAACACUCCUAAGAUGUUGACUGAGAAUUGGACCGGAUGGUUUAAGCAAUGGGGUGGAAAAAAUCCUCAUAGAACAACUGAAGAUGUCGCAUUUUCUUUUGCAAGAUUCUUCCAAAGAGGAGGAACUUUUAAUAAUUAUUAUAUGUCCCAUGGAGGCACCAGCUUUGACAGAACCGCAUGUGGUCCAUACAUCACAACUUCAUAUGAUUAUGAUGUUCCGCUUGACGAAUAUGAUGCAACAAUUAGUUUCCAAGGAGAAUAUUACGUUGUCCCGGCUUGGUCUGUUACCAUUUUACUGGAUUGCAAAAAUGAGGCUUAUAACACCGCCGAGAUUACCACUCAGACUUCAAUGAUGGUUAAGAAACCAAAUGAAGCUGAGAAUACCCUUUCAACUCUGAAAUGGUCAUGGAGACCAGAGAACAUGGACAAUUUCCUUUUGAAAGGAAAAGGAGAAUCUACACAGACACAACUAUUUGAUCAGAAAGUAGUAACCAAUGAUCAAAGUGAUUAUCUAUGGUAUAUGACUACCGUUAAGUUUAAAAAACGAGAUCCAUUUUUGGGUAAAAGCAUGUCUCUUCGCGUCAACAGUAAUCAACACGCUGAGAAUGAAAAAUUUAACUAUGUAUUUGAGAAAGAUGUGAAGUUUAAGUCUGGUCGUAAUGUGAUUGCUCUUCUUAGCAUAACUGUGGGACUUGCGAAUUAUGGUGCUUUCUUUGAAAGUAAGCCGGCUGGAAUCACUGGACCCAUUUUUAUUACUGGAAUAAAUGGUGAUGAAACUAUAGUUAAAGACUUGUCUGCUCAUAAAUGGAGCUAUAAAACUGGUUUAAAUGGGUUUGAGAACCAACUCUUUAGAACAAAAUCAAUGUUUAAAUGGUCAGUUGAAAGUGUACCGUUUAACCGAACCAUGACUUGGUAUAAGGAUACAUUCAAUUCUCCCCUUGGAAAUGAUCCAGUUGUUGUCGAUCAUAUGGGACUCGGGAAAGGUACAGCUUGGGUCAAUGGAAACAACAUUGGACGUUAUUGGCCGGCAUUCAUUUCAAGCGAAAAUGGUUGUGAUGCAAAAUGUAAUUAUAGAGGUGCUUAUCAUGCUGAAAAAUGUCUCACCAAUUGUGGAGAACCCACACAAAGAUGGUACUAUGUCCCUCGUUCUUUCUUGAAUGCAGAAGGAGAUAACACACUAGUUUUGUUUGAGGAAAUGGGAGGAAACCCAUCGCUUGUCAGUUUCCAAACUACUAGAGUGGGAAGUGUAUGUGCUAACGUCUACGAGAAAACAAUUAUUGAGCUUUUAUGCGAUAGAAAACCCAUUUCUGCCAUCAAAUUUGCAUCCUUUGGUAAUCCAGAUGGCAAUUGUGGAUCUUUUGAAAAAGGAACUUGUGAAUCAAGUAACAACGCGGUUGAUAUUCUCGCACAAGAAUGCAUUGGAAAAGAGAAAUGUUCGAUUGAAGUCUCUAAGGAAAAAUUUGGAGCACCAGAUUGCAGUGGUGCUACUAGAAAGCUUGCUGUCGAAGUUAUAUGCUAA
This is a messenger RNA of Brassica napus (rape), 1638 nucleotides long. Its product is annotated as beta-galactosidase 15-like. The transcript is spliced from 10 exons. Lineage: Eukaryota; Viridiplantae; Streptophyta; Magnoliopsida; Brassicales; Brassicaceae. Gene Ontology annotation, biological process: carbohydrate metabolic process. Bases 1 to 1638 code for a protein of 545 amino acids. The record is from RefSeq and is a predicted model, not a curated record. Gene Ontology annotation, molecular function: carbohydrate binding; beta-galactosidase activity. Gene Ontology annotation, cellular component: cell wall; vacuole.